AUGCAUCCACUUCCACCCCCCAGCAGAGGCCAGUCCUCCAGGUCUCCCGAGUCACACAAUCAGGAUCAGGCCCGGAUUCACCCUCGAUCGACAGAUCAGACCUCUAUUUCUGCCUCGACCGUGCAAGCCCAAGGUUCCACAACCUCCACCGCAGCACAAGAUGGCAAAAAGAAAAGAAAACACCGUGGGGGCAAGAAGAGGAGGAAUCGCCGCCAGUCUUUUGCUGCCCCCUCUGACACGUCAGCUCUACAGAGUGUGGAAGAAGGACCGGGCCAUGAAACCCCCCCGAUUGAGGAAGCCCGUGAGCCAUCGUCCGUGCGGCAGUCCUUUUACAGGAGCAAUAAAGGCAAUCUCAGUGGUGAAAGUUUGGAUAGUGAAGCGCUCCUCGAUCAUCGAGAUCAGCCCAUAUUGCGAUCUCGACGCGACAGCCGCCUGAUUCCAAAUGUCUUUGCGGCGCCGCAUCGAAGUAACACUUCUCUUAGGCUUGAUACCGGCGGUCGACGGAGGCAUCGCAGCCAGCAAGAUAUUCCAAGUCCUACGGGGUCUGGUUGUGAAGACGCCACGGACCGUACACCCUUGAUUUCUGGCGCGCCUCAACGCAAAAACUCCGUCGAUGCUGGAUAUGGACUUUUUCGAGUGAAGUCUAGUUCUUCCACGCUAUCUUCCCACUCGAAACCACAGAGGAAGUGGACACUUGGAACCGUCCAUUCCUUCCCCAAAUCCGAUCAGGACUACGAUGUCAACAACCCUCCCUCGGUGCCUCCAAGCCCCAGCGUCGGAGCUCAGUAUGACGAUGUCAUGGUUGACGACGGCGAUUUUCUUACCAGAUCGCCAGACAGCCGAAGGAACCUCCAGGUAACCAACAAGGACACUUUGAUUGCUAUUGACGAUGAUGGAACCAAUGAGCCUCCAUUAGCGGGCGAUAACCCCAAACUUCGGCCAGAAGGUAUUCAACGGCAUCGUGCCAUGACACACGCUGCAGAAGGCGAUGUUUGCUUCCCUGGGGAUGAUGUUUCCGUAGCUGGCGAGGAGUAUUUCGACAGGUCCCAGUCACAAGGUACCUACCUGAGCGGCACACGGCGGAGACGUCGGGAUCGUGAAUGGCCUCAACUGUGGGUUCUGGACGAAUGGAGCCGUGAGGAGAAGGAGGAACGGGCGGGUGAACGACGGGCAAAGAAAAUCAGUGAACCCGUCUUCGUUGAAGGAAGACUACGGCCCUCCAAGAAUGCAUGGCAUCGUGUUGAAGAAGACGUUCAAUAUCGAUACACUUACUUCAAUGAAGAAUUCGAGAGUACCAUUCACGCUCAGACGAUAUCGGAAUUAGUGCAACCAGGAGGGACUUUUCGCGAAUUGUUUAUCCCAGAUCCCCCUGAGCUGAUUGACUCCAGUAGCAGUGAGGACGAGGAAGGAGUGGACACCAGCCAGAAUGCGGAAAACCUAAGUGCCGUUCAAAGCCCCAAAAGCCAAGUCAACGCAGAUGGACACGGCAGGAUGCCUGAACUCACAGAAUCGAUGAGAUUGAAGUUUGACUCCAAUGGCAAGGGCUCGGAAAGGAACUCCGGUGCCGCUACGCCAUACCGGAAGACUUCUCCACCGUGUACUCCCAAAGUGAAGAAAUAUGGUCCUCGCCCGACGUUCUGGCUUGACGUGACGUGCCCGACCGAUCAAGAAAUGCGCGUUCUCUGCAAAACUUUCGGCAUUCACGCCCUCACAUCUGAGGAUAUCAUGAUGCAAGAAGCCCGAGAAAAGGUCGAACUAUUUCGAAACUAUUAUUUUAUCAACUAUCGGACGUUCGAACAAGACACGCACAGCGAAGACUAUCUUAAACCCAUCAACGUGUAUGUUUGUGUAUUCAGGCAUGGCAUUCUCACGUUCCGUUUCUCUCAAAUCCCUCAUCCAGCAAAUGUUCGACGACGCAUUCGACAGCUCUCGGACUACCUUAUUCUCAGCGCCGAUUGGAUUUCCUAUGCGAUUAUAGACGAUAUCACGGAUGUCUAUCAGCCCUUGAUCACUCAUAUUGAGGAAGAAGUCGAUCAAAUUGAUGAUCUCAUUCUCAAGGCAUUCCAGAACACCGAUGAACUGACUGGUAACCAUGGUCGGAAACACAAGGAAAAGCGGUCGGAUGUUGGCGAGCCUGAAAUCUCUGGCAUCGAUAUGCUGCUGCGCAUAGGCGAGUGUCGCAAGAAAGUCAUGUCACUUUAUCGAUUACUGGGAAACAAGGCCGAUGUCAUCAAAGGAUUCGCGAAGCGCUGUAACGAGCAGUGGGAGGUCGCCCCCCGGUCCGAGAUUGGCCUUUACCUAGGAGAUAUCCAAGAUCACAUCUUGACCAUGACUGGAAACCUUUCACACUACGAAACUCUUCUUUCGCGCGCUCACGGCAAUUAUCUGGCUCAAGUUAGCAUCCACAUGAAUGAGAGACAGGAGAAUACAGCCGAUGUUUUAGGUCGCUUGACUGUACUUGGUAUGUUUGGCGCCAAUUUCAAAGUUCCUGGCCAAGACGUCGACAAUCUCAAUUGGUUUUGGGCCACUACUCUCGGGCUCUUCCUGUUCGGAGUGGCAGCAUUCUACUGGUGUAAGAAGGUGUACAAGAUUGUGUGA
This is a messenger RNA of Rhinocladiella mackenziei CBS 650.93, 2598 nucleotides long. RefSeq lists its product as uncharacterized. Gene Ontology annotation, biological process: magnesium ion transmembrane transport; intracellular magnesium ion homeostasis. The record is from RefSeq and is a predicted model, not a curated record. The transcript is spliced from 3 exons. Bases 1 to 2598 code for a protein of 865 amino acids. NCBI's taxonomy places the organism in Eukaryota, Fungi, Ascomycota, Eurotiomycetes, Chaetothyriales, Herpotrichiellaceae. Gene Ontology annotation, cellular component: plasma membrane. Gene Ontology annotation, molecular function: magnesium ion transmembrane transporter activity.